This is a messenger RNA of Acipenser ruthenus (sterlet), 4171 nucleotides long. RefSeq names its product ligand of Numb protein X 2-like. The coding region runs from base 394 to 2616 and encodes 740 amino acids. Gene Ontology annotation, molecular function: ubiquitin-protein transferase activity; protein binding. The record is from RefSeq and is a predicted model, not a curated record. Lineage: Eukaryota; Metazoa; Chordata; Actinopteri; Acipenseriformes; Acipenseridae. The transcript has 12 exons.
GGCGUUUCUCUGGCUUUCGAUUGGCAGAGAGGGUCAGUUCAGCGAGCAAUCAGGUGCGGUUCCAGCGAGUUUGAUUGAGCUGCAAAAUCGUCCCAAGUCUGUGCAGGAGUUCACUGUGCGAGGUUGAACUGAAGGAGGGGGUGGUCUUCCAGCGGGAGGGGCCGGUGUCACUUCAGCUUGGACUCUGGGGUUUGAUGAAGUACCAGACCCAGCCAGGAAAUGUGAGAGUCUCUACUGCUGUUCUUUCUAACACAACUAUGAAACGGUUGCCAGCUCCUAGGCUCAGCCCAUCACCGUGAGACUUCUCAAUGGAUGGCUGCGUAGGUUUUCCAGCAUUGUAGCGACUGGAGACUGCGUGAUUGUGCCAAAGUGGGGGGGGGGAGGGGAGGCGGCAUGGGGACCACGAACGGCGACGCUGUUCCUGUGGAGCAGGACCCUUCCUUGAACCCCCUGUGUUUCGAGUGCGGGCAGCAGCACUGGACCCGAGAGAACCACCUCUAUAACUACCAGCACGAAGUGGACGAUGACCUGGUGUGCCAUAUCUGCCUUCAGCCUCUGUUCCUGCCCCUGGACACCCCCUGUGGGCACACAUUCUGCUCCAAGUGCCUCCGCAACUUCCUGCAGGAGAAGGACUUCUGUCCCCUGGACCGCAAGAAGCUCCACUUUAAACUCUGCAAGAAAUCCAGCAUCCUGGUUCACAAACUCCUGGAUAAGCUGGUGAUAUCCUGCCCCUUCACCUCUGCCUGCCAGGACGUGAUGCAACGAUGCGACUUGGAAGCGCAUCUUAAACACAGGUGCCCCGGCGCCUCGUGCCACAGAGCCGGGCUGGAGAGGCGCAGGUCAGGGAGGCAGCAGCAGCAGGCAGAGCCGGGGGAGGACAGCAGGACCAUGGCAAGUGACCCUGCGGACCCUGCCGUGCUGCCAGACCCCAAGCUGCCCACUGGGGGCAGUGCAUCCUCCGCCACACCCGUGCCCAUGUGGACAGAUGAGCACGGUCUGGAUAACCCGGCCUUCGAAGAGAGCAACGAGGAGGACAGUGCGCACCUGAUCGACUGCUAUCCAGCUCGUGCUAAAAGACCCCUGAGCAGCUCCUGCAUCCACCUCCACUGGAAUAACAGCACCAACUCUGCCAGCUGGGACUUCAGAGAGGAAACCGGGGCUCUCGGCAUGGAGGAAGCCUCUCCUAAGCCCCCCAGCCUGCCGGAAGGGGAGAUCACGACUAUCGAGAUCCAGCGUUCCAACCCCUACAUGGAGCUGGGGAUCAGCAUCGUGGGCGGUAACGAGACGCCUCUCAUCAACAUGGUGAUCCAGGAGGUGUACCGAGACGGCAUCAUCGCCCGGGACGGGAGGCUGCUCGCAGGGGACCAGAUACUGCAGGUGAACAGCGUGGAUAUCAGCAACGUGCCUCACAACUUGGCGCGAGCGACCCUGUCCCAGCCCUGCUCCACUCUGCACCUCACCGUGCUGCGGGAGCGGCGCUUCGGCAGCCGCCUGCAUGGGCCCCCCCCCGCCCCCGACUCCCCGCGGGAUGACAGCCUCCGUGUCACGCUGCACAAGCGCGGCUCCAAUGAGCAGCUGGGCAUCAAGCUGGUGAGGCGCACCGACGAGCCGGGCGUCUUCAUCCUGGACCUGCUGGAGGGGGGGCUGGCCUCGCAGGACGGGCGGCUCUGCAGCAACGACAGGGUGCUGGCCAUCAACGGGCACAACCUGCGGCACGGCACUCCGGAGCUGGCAGCACAGAUCAUACAGGCUAGCGGGGAGAGGGUCCACCUGGUGGUCUGCCGAGCUGGGAAGCAGCCCCCUCCUCCCCCACCCCUACCCAGCACCAACGCAGUACGGGAGGCAGGCACUCACCAGCAGCACUCCACGUCGCCCGCCACGCUGCCCCACGCCCGGCCCAGCACCCACAGGGACCUGUCUCAGUGCAUAACCUGUCAAGAGAAGCAGAUCGACGUGACGAAAGAGCCCCACGAGUCCCUGGGGAUGACGGUGGCUGGCGGCCGGGGCAGUAAGAGUGGAGAGCUGCCUAUCUUCGUCACCAGCGUGCAGCCACAUGGCUGUCUCUCCAGAGAUGGCAGGAUUAAACGCGGGGACGUCCUGCUGAGCAUCAAUGGCAUAGACCUGACCAAGCUGAGCCACAGCGAGGCCGUGGCCACUCUGAAAGCCAGCGCCGCCUCUCCAGGGGUGCUGCUCCAGGCCCUGGAGGUGCAGAGUGUGGAGGAGCAGGGCCAAGCCACCCAGGAGCUGCUCAGCAUCAGCCAUGAGAACGAAUACGACGCCAGCUGGUCCCCUUCCUGGGUCAUGUGGCUGGGGCUGCCCAGCUCUGUUCACAGCUGCCAUGACAUCGUCCUGCGGAGGAGUCACUUGGGAAGCUGGGGCUUCAGCAUUGUGGGAGGCUACGAAGAGAACCACGCCAACCAGCCUUUCUUCAUCAAAACCAUUGUGCUGGGAACACCUGCCUACUAUGACGGCAGGCUAAAGUGUGGGGAUAUGAUUGUUGCUGUGAACGGACUCUCAACUGUUGGAAUGAGCCACUCCGCACUGGUCCCCAUGCUGAAGGAGCAGAGGAACAAAGUGGCGUUAACCGUGGUCUCGUGGCCUGGGAGCCUCAUAUAAACCAGCCCCGCCACGAGGAACCGCAGAGGAGCGUUCACAAUCACGACGUCAAACAUUCUCGACAUAAUGUGCUGGGUUUGUUUUUAUUUUGUUUCCCAGACACAAAAAAAAAUGUCUGCAAUUUUUCUACCAAAUAUUUUGUACGUUUAUCCCAAAACUACGAGAAUGCUAAUCCGGUUCACAGGUUUUGAAAAUGUCAUGUUCACACAGCCCGAUCAUUUCAUUGAAUCUACGAAGGCCUUAUAUCUAAUUAAAAAAAACAACCCAUAAGCUUCAGAGCCUAUUCAAGCCUUACAGCAUUUACUUUCACCCACAGAACUGCACUAGUUCCCAAUAGCGCUGAGAGUAUGACAGUCCUCAAUCCCUGUCCCAUUGUGUCUGUGUCAUGAUGAGAAUGAGUGCAGAAGCACUGCGGGUUUAUUACUGUGUGAGUUUCAUAUUCUCUGUGUCUUCGUGGCCACAGUGAGCCAGGUAACGGAGGUCUAGAUGUAGAAGUUAGUGUUCCUGAGUGUCUGGUUUCACAGUACCCUGAUUAGUGCUAAUCAGGGUCUGUGAAACCAGCCAUUAGUACAUUUUCAAACAAGGGUCUCAUUUUCAGAUUCUUCCUGCUGCUUUUCAGUUAAAUUUAAAUGAUUGCGGGUGGAGCCUGUGGUUCGAUCUUAAGCUUUAUCGAGUGCCUACAUGUGUCGUGUUUCUUAAGAUCCACUCCGUAUCAUAUCUUUUGUAAUAUUUCAUUGUCUUAAAGCAGUUGGAAGUGUAUAGGCAAUACCAGGGAAAGCGAUCAGUCUCCUUUAAAACUCGAGCAGAGCUGGUAUACUGGUUCGGGUCUUUGUUAAUAAAGUGUGCGUGGUGAAUGGAGAGCACGGGUGGCAUGGUACUGUACUCUGAAGAAGGGCUGCAGUACUAGCAAGUCUUUUUAAAAGAUAUUAUUCUGUUCUGUGGAAGUUUUCCAGAUAGCAAAACAAGCAACAUGUGAUGAGGAUAACUGAUGGGUUUCUUCAAAGGGAUUUUACACAGUUUAACAUAGUUUGUGUUAUUUGAUUCCUCUUAAAAAGCCGCUGUAAAAAUAAGUGUCAUAAAUAAAAAAGUUAGGUAAGUUGGCAAAGUCACGUUUGAAGACACAUGGGUAUUAUAAAUCCAAAUUAAUAAUAAUGUAAAUGAGGUAUUUAAAUUAGAGACCAGUGUGAGUGAUUCUUCAAGCACUUUUCUUGUAAGAUUCAGAACUGUUUUCCUUGCAUAUUAUUACAGGAGCCAGUCAUUCUAACACUGUCAGUAAGAAAUGAGAAGCAUCAUUCAAAACUGGUCAGCGGUCCUGAGUAGGUUUUUUUUAAGUCAAGCAGUAAAUGUUUGUUCUUGAUUGCAGUCCAGUAACUGCUCUGUACAUCUGAUACGUUUGUUUUUUAAUUUCAUACGACUUUUUCAUAAGGUUAGGGAUAAGCGGGCAGUGGGGGUGGAGUGUUGCUCAGUGUAAGGUUCUCUGUGAAAACUAAUAAAGAAAAACAAAAUCCCUGUUAUUUAAAAUUUGUAUGAAAUAAAUAAUUUAUUUAAAAAAGUG